UACCUAUCAACCUCAAAAAACCAUACUCUUAUCUUUAUAUCUUUAUCUUUCUCUAUCUCUUGUCUUGGCCUAAUAAUUAGGUGUAAACAUAAGUGCUUUUCAUGGAAAUUGUACCUAGAUUGACUCCAAUCCUCUUCUCCAAGAACCCUUUAAACCCAGUUCGAAACAAAUAAAAUCCCCAAGAAAAACCGCGCCAACUCGAGGGGGGCACAUAUUCCUAAUUGAUGAAGGUUUCAGUCUUUCAGAUUCAUCAUCAUCAUUCCCCUCAUUUCAUUUCCCUAGUCACCCCUGUUUCCCUAAUUCCCAGAAAAGAAGAAAAAAAAAAAAGGCUCCAGAAAUUAACUCAAUGAACUGAUGAAGUCCUGAACCGUGUCAACUCGGUUGUCAUAGUUCAUCAUUAAUGGUGUCCGGGAAACAGUUUGCAAGGGAAGUGUGAGUGUUGAAAACCAGCGGUUGUGGCAGUUGUGAAUUAUGGUCUUUUGUCAUUAAUGACUUCCUUUCCCCUCCAUUAUUACACCACCCCACAAACACACACACACACACACACACACACAGUCAUUGAUGAUUUUGCAAUGGUCCAAAAAGGGGAAGAAACAGAGAGAAAUGGCAGGGUGUUUUUUUUGUUCUCAUCUUACUAUUCUCAGGAUUGCAUCAUUAAAGAGAACCAUAGUUAGUGAUCAACCAUAGACUACAGACUUUAAUUUUGGUCUCCAAAAUCUAAUAAUCCAUUUCUGCUGUCAUUCAUGAACACUACUAGUAUUUGUUUUUUUUUUUUUUUCCCUACAAAAUAGAUACACAGAGGAAGACACUUGAAUGCACCUGCCUAUGUUGCAGUUUGGUCAUGGCCCACAACCACAACAAUCCCAUAGAUUUCCAUUGAGGAAAUUGAGAGCAAGAAUGGGAUUUUCUUCUUGAGGGGAAGCAAGAUUUUUGUAGUGGAAUCGUGUAUUUUAGGAGGAUUAUGGCUGUUGAGAUCAAGAUUGCAUUUUUAUGCUUCUUGUUCUUCAUCCUGGCGUUAACUCAACAGGUUUUAGGGAGUUCUUACUCGGAAAGGCGGGCUUUGUUGGACCUCCGGGCUUCUCUUGGUAUAAGAGCUAGGUAUUGGCCUAAAAAGGUUGAGCCUUGCUUGAACUGGACAGGGAUUCAAUGCAAGGAAGGCAGAGUUACAGGCAUACAUUUAUCCGGAUUAACCAGAACCCGAUUUGGAAAGCUCAAUCCGAGGUUUGCUGUCGAUUCUUUAACCAAUUUCCCAUUGUUAUCUUCAUUCAAUGCUUCAGGCUUUCCACUUCCAGGGCCUAUUCCAGAAUGGUUUGGCCAAAGACUAGCCACAUUGCAGGUGCUUGAUCUCAGAUUUUGUGCGAUUUUUGGUUCAGUUCCUGAGUCUCUUGGAAAUUUGAGUGGGCUAAUUGCGCUGUAUUUAUCUGAUAAUUCGAUAGCCGGGGUAAUUCCAGCUACAUUUGGGAACUUGAAUUCAUUGUCCACACUUGAUCUUUCAAGAAAUUCACUAACAGGGUGGAUUCCGAGUUCGAUUUCGCGCAUUAGGAACCUCAAAAGUCUUGAUUUGUCCUCGAACUUUCUCUCUGGGGUGAUUCCCGUUGAGCUUGGAUUAGUUUCUAGUCUUAUAUCAUUGAAGUUAGCUAACAAUAGUAUAGGUGAUUCGAUUCCAGCCCAGCUAGGAAAUCUUUCUUCAUUGGUGGAGCUUGAUCUUGGGUACAAUCUUUUGUCAGGAUCAUUACCUGAAGAAUUGGGAAGAUUGAGAAGCUUGCAUAAGUUGAUGGUCGGGAAUAAUCAGCUGGAGGGUUCUGUUCCGGCCAAUUUGCUUCAGAAUCUCAGUUCUGUUGAACAUUUGGUUCUCAGAAGCAAUAGAUUUAGUGGCACAUUUCCUGACGUUUUAGGAUCACUUCCUCAUUUGGUUUUUCUUGAUGUCUCUGGGAAUAACCUCACGGGUGCUUUGCCAAACAUUUCUGCAUUCUUAAAUAACGAUCAAGUGGUUUUCAACUUCUCAAACAAUUUGUUGUAUGGAAAUCUGUCCCUCGGUGCUGGCUCCAUUUCGCUUGAUCUGUCCAGCAAUUUUCUGACAGGAAUGGCCCCUGCGAUUACUAAAAGCAACUUCACUUUGAAUUGCUUUCAGAGCAUACCAAACCAAAGGGCUACAAUGGAAUGUUUACGGUUUUAUGCAGACAGAGCAAUUCCUUUCAACAAUGCCGAUGAACGAUCAAGAGAUUCUAACAAGAGUAAGAAACUUAAGUAUUUAUUGGGAGGAACUUUUGGUGGACUAUUCUUCAUUUUGAUUUUAGGGGCAGGAUUAGCAUACAUGGUGCACAAAUGUGUUAAAAGAAGUGCAACCAGCAGAGGAAAGCCAGAUGCCAAGUCAGUUUCACAAGUGGAAAGAGGUUUACCGCCUCGGCCUUCUGCGAAUUCGCCGGGUCUUGGUGAAGAAUUUACGUAUGAGAAAAUGCUUCAGGCCACAAAUAACUUCAGUGACAUGAAUCUCAUCAAGCAUGGUCACUCCGGAGACAUAUUUCAUGGAAUGUUAGAUUCGGGAAAAGUUGUGAUUAUCAAGAGAGUUCAGUUGCAGUUGCUCAAGAAUGAAAUUUAUAAUGUGGAGUUGGAUCUUUUCAGCAAGAUCAAACAUCCAAAAAUAAUCCCACUUAUUGGUUACUGCUUAGAGCAUGAAGAUGAGAAGAUCUUUGUCUACAGAUACAUGCCAAAUGGAGACUUGUCCAGUGCCUUAUACAGGGCUAAUUACUUGGAGGACAAUGGUUUACAAUCUUUAGAUUGGAUCACCAGGCUGAAAAUUGCUAUUGGAGCUGCUGAGGCUAUAUCCUAUUUGCAUCAUGAGUGCAAUCCUCCGUUUGUCCACAGGGAUAUUCAAGCUAGCAGCAUCCUUCUUGAUGAUAAAUAUGAAGUGCGACUUGGAAGUUUAAGUGAGGUUUGUGUUCAGGGAGCUGAUAACAAGAUUGCCAGGAUGCUGCGGCUUCAGCAAACCUUUGAUAAAGGCACUUCAGCUAUGUCGUCGGCAACUAGCGCGUAUGAUGUGUAUUGUUUUGGAAAGAUCUUACUAGGGCUAGUCACCGGUAAGCUGAGCGAUGACAAUUCAGACGACGAGUUGGAAAACCUCCUAUCCGACGUCAAUGUAUACGAAAAGGAACUGGUUUCGAAGAUAGUUGAUCAGUCUCUGAUCGUAGAUGAUGACCUUCUUGAAGAAAUAUGGGCUGUGACCAUAGUUGCCAAGUCAUGUUUGAACCCUAAGCCAUCAAGACGACCCCAAAUGCGGCAUAUCCUUAGAGCCCUGGAAAAUCCAUUCAGGGUGGUCAGGGAAGAAAGUAUUAGCUCUGGAUGGCUACGGACAAACUCAUCUAGAAAGUAUUGGAGUUUCGCCCUCUUCGGUAGCUGGCGACAGAGCUCGUCAGAUGGCGCCGGUUUGCCGGGGCAAACAUCGAGGAAAGAAGGAAUUAGUGGCCUAAAACAGGCAGGGAGAAUUGGGUCUGGAGGAAGUGGCACAAAUGAAUACUCUUCCUCUUCACAUAAACGAUCUUCCAGUGAGAUUUUCCCGGCGCCGAUUGACAUGCUGGAUGAGAGAACAAGGCAAGGAUCUGAAUGACAUUGCCAUCUGCUCUCCUAGAGAUCCAGUGUAUGUAAGCAUUGUGCCAUAGUUAUAUUCAUUUUUUAGAUUAGGGGUACAUAUCAAUUUGGGAAAAAAAAAAGAAGUGAAACUUUCAAGUAGCCGAUUCUUGUGAAGUGAAUUUUCCCCUUGCCUUGCGUGUAAUGUAAAUAGCCAAUUUGGAGAUCUAAUAAUGGCAAUUGAUUAGGCUUGCCUGAGUACAAUGAAUUUUCUGAUGAUGAAAAAAAACUACUACUCCCUCCGUCUUAAAAUUACUGUUCAGUUUGAGAUUUCACUUUUAGUACGAUUUGAACUAUAAAUGAAAGUACAAACUGGACAAUAAUUAUGGGACAAUGGAG
This is a messenger RNA of Oldenlandia corymbosa var. corymbosa, 3963 nucleotides long. The record is from the annotation of a GenBank genome assembly. Lineage: Eukaryota; Viridiplantae; Streptophyta; Magnoliopsida; Gentianales; Rubiaceae.